AUGUCAUUAGAUGAAAUUGCUUUUUUUUCUCAAUUGAUUUAUCAAAUAGAUGGAGGUGUAGGAGUUAUCGAGAUUGGUGAUGAAACCAAACAGCUUAGUGCAAUAUUAGCACAUACAACAAUUUGUUGGGGAAAAGGUUAUAUAAAAAUUGAUAUAAUUAAUAGAAUAUUUUUUUGCAAUAACUUUGAAUAUAAAAAAUUUCCCCUUCUAGAUUAUUUAAAACCUAUAGUUAAUAAUGAUUUGAAAUACAAAGAAUCAUUAAAUACUAAAAGUUGGAGUUUUAAUAUACUAGGGGCAACAUAUGCUCAUGAAAUAAAUAAUAACAAUAAAAAUUUAGAAACUCCUGUAAAAAAUAUCAUUCAUGCAGAUGUAGAAAAGUUAAAAUUAAUUAGAAGACAUAACUAUGCAAAUAAAAAAAAAGUUAGAAGACAUCGUCAUAGAAAAGUUAUUGGAAGUAAAGUUGUAAUUGAUAUGUCUAAACUAAGAUCAGAUCAAAAAAAACAUGAAUGUAAAUAUAGAAAGUCAUGUUAUACUACAGGAGAAUUAAAUUUAAAUAUUUUUUAUAAAGAUCCAAUACAAAAAGAAUCAUCAGAAAUAAUACCGUUAACUGUAGAUCAAUUAAAAUUAAUUUGUAAAUAUCGAAAGAGUUGCUAUGAUAAUGCUGGUAUACCAAAAGAACAAAAAAUAUUUUUAGAGGAUAAUGAUGACGACAAGAAAAUAGGAUUAUUUACAAAAGGUGGCAAACAAGUUAUAAAAGCUACAAAGAAAAACAAAAAAACUUUAAAAAAUAUUGCAGCAAAGACACUUAGAAAUGCUCAAAAAAAAAUAGCUUCUAAAGUAGAAAAAUUAGAAGAAAAUCCUAAUUAUGCCUUUGAAAAGUAUCUUGAAGAAAAUGAAGAAAUAAAUAAAAAAAAACAAAAUUGUAAAUACAGAAAAAGUUGUUAUGAAACAGGAAUCGUACCCUUUGAAACUGAUAAAUCAGAAUCAAUUGAAGAAACAAUUCAAAAAUAUUGGAAUUGGAUAGAAGAAAAGUUAAAUUUUGAUGUCAACUUUAAUAUAGUUAAAGAAGAAAUACCAUUUGAUGAUCUUAAUGAUGAAGACAAAAAGUUAAGAUGUUUAUAUAGAAAAUCAUGCUAUAAAACAGGAAUAAAACCAAUCAUAUCUGAUAAAAUAUUUUCACCUCCAGCUAACAUAGAAGUAACAAUAGAUCCUAUUAUUAAUCACAAUGAAGAAAAUAAAAAAUUAGCAUGUAAAUAUAGGAAAAGUUGCUAUGAAAGUGGUAUAAUACCUCAAUUUUCAACUAAUGUACCAGAAGUAAAAGAAAAAGUAGUUCCAUUAAAUGAAGAUGACUUUAAAGUCUAUUGCAAAUUUAGAAAAAGCUGUUAUGCUAAAGAGGCUAAAUUGGAAAAAGAUGAAAAUAUUGAGAAUAAUGAUAUUGAAAAAGUCAAAGAUACAAAUAUUGAAGAAGAAACCAAAGAAGAAAAAGAAGUUAUAGAAGAUAAAGAAACUAUAAAUGUAGAAGAAGAAAUAGUUGAAGUUCAAAAAGAUGUUAAGAAUAAAGAGAAGAAGCAAAAAAAGAUUAAAAAAAUUAAUACUCAAGAGGUUCCUGCAGAAAUAAUUUCUGAUGAAAUAAAACCAUUAAGUAAAAAAAAGGAUUCUAAAAAAGAGAAUACAGUAGAUGAUAAACAACCUAAAGGAAAAAAAUCUAAAAAGAAUAAAAAAGAUCAAACAAUUGAUAAGGAAUCUAUUAGUGUAGAAGCUUCUGAACUUAAAGAAGCAUUAAAGAAAACUAAAGUAGAUGAAGUAAACGAAAAAGAGUCUGAUAAUGUAGAACCUUCCAAAUCUAAGGAAACUUCAAAGAAAACCAAAAAAACUAAAAACAAAAAAGAAGGAAAGAUUGUUAAUGAAAAUGUAGAAGAAAUCAAAAAUGUAAAAGAAUCUCCAACAAAUGUUGAAAAUUCUAAGGAAAAAAAAGUUACUGAAAAAACAAAUACCCAUGAAACCAGUCAGACAGAUGAAUCUAAGAAACCUAAAAAAAUAAAACAAAAAAAAGAACCAGAAAUUUCUGAAAGCCAAGAAAAGAAAAAUGAUAAAAAAGAAUGGUAUAAAAAUAUGGAUUUUGACAAAUAUAUAAAUUACGCUUACGACAUAGCAAAAGUCAUUCAAAAUAUUGACUAUGUAUCGUAUUUCAAAAUCCAAGAAAAACUACCAAAAGAACACAUAGAACAUAAUUUUGAUCCUGAAGAAGAAGCUAAAAAAAUAAAAUGUCAUUACAGAAAAUCAUGCUAUGAGACAGGAGAAAUUCCAAAUAUAACUCAUCAUGUUUUUGAAACUUCGCCUAUUAAACUUAAUACUGACAAUCUUAUAGUUAAUAUGGAACUUGAAAACAAAAAAAUAGCUUGUAAAUAUAGAAAAAGUUGUUAUGAAAACGGAGAAAUUCCAGUAAUAACUUAUGAAACAAAAAUUUUUGAACCUACUUUAAAAACAGAAAUUCCAGAUGAUGAGGAAAAUUUUAAAAUUUUUUGUAAGUACAGGAAAAGUUGUUACGAAACAAAAAUUCCUCCAAAUUUAACUGAAAUAGAAGAAGAAAUUUAUAUACCAUUGGAUGAAUAUGAUAUGAAAACAAGAUGUAAAUUUAGAAAAAGUUGUUAUAAAAAAAUUGAUGAAGACGAAUCUACGAAAAAUGAAGAAGUAAAACAAACCAAUAAAGAAAUAAAAGUAAAAAAAAGUAAAAAGUCAAACUUAGAUGAUAAUAUGAUAGAAAAAUCAGUUAAAGAUUCUAAAAAACAUGUAAUCAUUGAUAAGACUAAUGGAACAAAAUCUAUCUCUGAUGAUGAGAUUAAAAUAGCUAAUAAUAAAAUAGAUAAAGUACUACAAAUUAAAGAAGAUGUUAAAAGUAGUACAAAUAAACCAAUUAGCUGUAAUCCUUUUAGAAUAUCAUGCAAACAAUUACUAGGCAUACCUAUACCAGAAAAACCUCCAAGAGCAAAGAAUGGUAAAAAAUUAUGUAGAAAAAAGAAAACACCUACAUCCUAA
This is a messenger RNA of Strongyloides ratti, 3036 nucleotides long. RefSeq lists its product as hypothetical. The coding region runs from base 1 to 3036 and encodes 1011 amino acids. The record is from RefSeq and is a predicted model, not a curated record. NCBI's taxonomy places the organism in Eukaryota, Metazoa, Nematoda, Chromadorea, Rhabditida, Strongyloididae. The transcript has a single exon.